Molecule: messenger RNA, 825 nt
Organism: Lichtheimia ornata
Lineage: Eukaryota; Fungi; Mucoromycota; Mucoromycetes; Mucorales; Lichtheimiaceae
Exons: 5
Coding region: 1-825 (274 amino acids)
Biological process (GO): COP9 signalosome assembly
Cellular component (GO): COP9 signalosome
Source: RefSeq, a predicted model, not a curated record
AUGAGCGACCUGUCCACUAGCUAUAAGCUUCAGCCUUUUUUACUCUUGUCAAAAUCGGUCAAGGGAUCAGCCAAUGCAAAGUUGAUCAGUGAUGCGUUGGCAGCACCUGGUGUAUACGUCUUUUCAGAGUUAGCGCAGGCACCGAAUGUGAUGGAGGCAUCAACACUGCCCGAGGUAGCACCUUAUUAUGCUUUGCUCAAGAUAUUUCUUUAUGGAACGUAUAAGGAUUAUUCAGCACAACAACAACAGCUUCCACAAUUGAAUCCUACACAAAAAGCCAAGUUGAAGCAUUUAUCCAUUGUAUCACUUUCUGAGACGAGCAGGACACUUCAAUACACGCUAUUACAAGAAUAUCUCGAUAUACCCAAUGUCCGUGAGCUUGAAGAUUUGAUCAUCGAUACAUUCUAUCAAGGCAUCAUUGUCGGCAAACUCGAUCAGCGAUCACAGCAAUUGAUAGUUGAAACUACCAUGGGUCGUGAUGUUUUGCCGGAACAGCUGGAUCGCACCAUGCAAGCACUUGAAGAUUGGUCCACUCAAACACGCCUCGUUCUGGAAUCCAUUGAUAAUCAAAUUCGAGAAGCGAAUGACGCAUUGAAGAACAACCAGAAUGAACGCCAAGAAUAUGACAAUCAAGUUGAGCAAGUACGUCGUUCCAUUCGUGCGAGAAAAGACAACAUGGAAGAUGUUGCUUCCUCCUUUCCUUCCGAUCCAGCAAACAGCAAUGUACGUGGAAGGCACCAACCUAUGGCUAUCUAUGGAGAAGAAGAUGCAUCAGGAAGGGCCAAAAAGAGGGGCGUGAAAAGAUUCAUGGUAGGACGACCUUAG